Molecule: messenger RNA, 1388 nt
Organism: Acanthopagrus latus (yellowfin seabream)
Lineage: Eukaryota; Metazoa; Chordata; Actinopteri; Spariformes; Sparidae
Product: L-threonine 3-dehydrogenase, mitochondrial-like
Exons: 10
Coding region: 166-1278 (370 amino acids)
Biological process (GO): L-threonine catabolic process
Molecular function (GO): L-threonine 3-dehydrogenase activity
Source: RefSeq, a predicted model, not a curated record
CAGGAAGUUAGUGUUUCAUUUGCCAGUCUCGGUUGUCAAGCCUCUCGAGCUGUGAGCCAAUCACAGCGCAAGGAGCCUCCUCCAUAGCCACGCGGCGACUGUCCUGUUUCAUCACAAACUGCUGUCAGGUCGUCCUCUACCUUCGGGUUCACACUUAAGAGGUGUAUGAUGCUGGUGACACAGUUGCUGAGGGGUGCACUGAAGCACUCUGGGAGCAGUGGGGAGGUGUUGAUGACAGCAGUUCGUGGCAUCAGCUCAUCCCCACACCGGUUCGCAGCUUUCGGGAGAACUCCUCCUCCAUCCUGGCCUGACAGCGACCACCCUAAAAUCCUCAUCACCGGUGGGCUUGGCCAGCUAGGGGUGGGGCUUGCCAAGUUGUUGAGGAAACAAUUUGGAAAAAACAACGUGAUCCUGUCUGACAUCAGGAAACCCCCCAACCAUGUCUACCAUAAUGGUCCAUUCAUCUUCUCAGACAUCCUGGACUUUAAGAACCUGGAGGAGAUAGUGGUCAACAACAACAUCAGCUGGCUGGUUCACUACUCGGCCGUGCUGUCGGCUGUGGGAGAGAGCAACGUCACGCUGGCCAAGGAGGUCAACAUCACGGGUCUCCAUAACAUAUUAGACAUAGCAACAAAACAUGCUCUGCGUGUGUUUGUCCCCAGCACGAUCGGUGCCUUCGGUCCGUCCUCACCCAGAGACCCCGCGCCUGAGCUGUGUGUGCAGAGACCACGCACCAUCUACGGUGUCGCCAAGGUCCACGCAGAGCUGAUGGGGGAGUACUACCACCACAGGUACGGGCUGGAUUUCCGCUGCCUCAGGUAUCCAGGCAUCAUUUCGGCUGACUCCCAGCCUGGAGGAGGAACCACAGACUAUGCUGUCCAGAUCUUCCAUGCAGCUGUGAAGAGCGGGUGUUUUGAAUGCUACCUGCGCAGUGACACACGGCUUCCUAUGAUGUACAUUGAUGACUGUCUCAGGGCCACUCUGGAGAUCCUGGAGGCUCCGGCAGAAACACUUCCCAGCCGCACUUACAAUAUCAGCGCCAUGAGCUUUACGCCACACGACCUCACCCAGGAGAUCCAGAAAGUCCUGCCCGACUUCCAGGUCACCUACAAUGUGGAUCCUGUCCGACAGGCUAUAGCGGACAGCUGGCCGAUGGCAUUAGAGGACAGCGCUGCGAGGCGGGACUGGGGCUGGAAGCACGAGUACGACCUCUCAGAGUUGGUGCAGGCCAUGCUGACACAUAUUACUGCGGGCAACCAGCUGGCACAGGCCAACUGAGCCGUUUGUAGCAUUUUUGCGGCCACUCAAAGCUUUACUUGAAAGUGUGUGACUUGCAUCUUAAAGGGAAAGUUCACCCCAAAAAUUAAACAGCUCUUAUUGUAGUGACA